ACGCCCAGCUUGUGGGGCUUGUUGCAGGGGUUCAGGGCUGCAGCCAGGCUGAGGGCUGGGAACGGCUUGUGCUGAGGGGGCAGAAACGCCAGGGGGGAGCUGAGCCCAGCGCCCCAAAGGGAGGUCCCAGAGCUGCCCAUCCAGGGUGGGACAGGGUCCCUGACCAAGCCAGGGUGCUGGAGCCAGCCUGGCACUGGGGAGCAGACACCCUGCCUUGUUCUGGAGACCCUCUGAGGGAUGUUUGCUUGAUGACACAGAGCUGCAGUGACUUUGUUCUUCCCAGGGAUUUCUUCUAAUUUAUACCAGGAUGGGUUUCUAUAAACAGUCUCUAUUGUCAUAUAAAUACAACUGGACCCUCUUGAUGUAAAGAUUUAGAUUCUCAAUCACCAAAUGCAUGGUGGCUUACAGUGAGGAUCUGUGAGAAAAGGUAACUCGGGAACAACACUGCAGAUCCGGAGCUGAACCUACAGCCUUCUAGGAAAACAAAACAACAUUAAAGGUGCAAGUUUGGCCUGGAGCUGUGUUAUUUGGGAAGACCAUGGGUAGGUGCCAGCGCUGGCAGCAGAGCUGCUGGAACGCCGUCCUGCUGGCGCUGCUGUGCGGCGGCGUGUCCCGCGCCCAGCGCGACUGCACGGGCGCCGAGUGCCGGCCCCUGGACAACUGCAUCGAGGAGGUGCUGGAGCCGGGCGAGUGCUGCGCCACGUGCCUGCAGCACGGCUGCACCUGCGAGGGCUACCAGUACUACGACUGCGUCAACGUGGGCUUCGUCAACGGCAAAGUACCCGAAGGGCAGUCGUACUUCGUGGACUUCGGGAGCACCGAGUGCUCGUGCCCCAAGGGGGGAGGGAAGAUCAGCUGCCAGUUCAUGCUGUGCCCAGAGCUGCCCCCAAACUGCAUCGACGCGGUGGUGCCGGCCGACGGGUGUCCUCAGUGCGGGAGGAUCGGUUGCCUCCACGAGGGCCAGAAGUACGUGGCGGGGCACACCUUCCACAUGCCGCCCUGCAAGGUUUGCCAUUGCCCCAACGCUGGCGGCGAGCUGAUGUGCUACCAGCUGCCAGACUGUAACGCGUUCGCCUUGAACACCGCGAGUCCCAUAGAUGCUGAGGACGGCGAAGCAGAGAGGCAUUACGAUGAUCCGUACAGCUAUGACCAGGAGGCGCCAGAAGGAGACAACACCCAGGUGGAGUCUCCAAAGAAAUACAGGAGUUAUUCAUCCCACCUAGAGCAAGAGAGCAUCAGCCAAGAGCAAAGCGAGGAUUACGACUACCUGCCCGCCAGCAUCCCUCCUUCAGCCUUGGCUCCGGCUGAUCCGGACACUGAGGAAACGGCUGCGCCGCUCACCACGCCGGUGCCUAACGUCCCCGCGGAAGUUCGCAGUGCCACAGAAAGAAGUGAGCGAAAGAGGGUGCCCCGCACCACGGCAGCGUCCCUCCAGCAAACGACACACAAGGAAGCACCACUAACCACCAGUGCUCCUCCAGAGCACACAACGGCCACCACUGAGACACCCAAGCAACUGGAGGAACUGGAGAGGAGACCAAAGGGGAAGCAAGGGGACAAAGAGAGGCCUGAGCAAGAAAGAGCCCUCCACUCUAAAAUGAAAAAGCAUGCCAGAAAAGAAGACCCAGGGAACAGCCUGCAUCUGGACUUAAAAGAGGUGAACUUAACAGAGCCCAGUGGGUCAAAAUCUUCCCAGGAGGUGCAGGAGGGAAACGCUUUCCCCAAGGUGAAGUUCAGCGCAACAACCUCUCCUCCGGUUGCUCUCAAGGAAGACCGCAGUCAGGCCUCCCAAAAGCAGUCCCAGACGCUUUAUCGUUACCAUCCCGAGGAAGAUGGGGACCCCAACUCCAUCCACGCUAACCCCAGGUUACCAGAAGGUUCCACAAAGGAAUUGAUUGAGAGCUGCUGUGGAGCUGGACAACAGUGGGCUAUAGACAACGGGGAGUGCACAGAAAUCCCUGUAAGUGGAAUGGAUGGUGAUAUUUGCAGGGUGGCACAGAAGCAGUGCUGCGUGUCGGCCGUGCGGGAGAACAGCUGCCUGGCCGGCGUGGUGGCCGCCAAGGAGGGCGACGUGUGCGGGCCGGACGAGAGCGAUCCCUGCGGGGGCUCAGCCUAUAAGCAAUGCUGUGAUUGCUGUCAUCUGGGCCUGCGACUGAGGAGCGAGGGGAAAACCUGCGAGUCCAACGUCAACCUGGGCUACCCCUGCAGCCACGUGAUGCUGUCCUGCUGUGAAGGGGGAGACCACUUCAUCCAUCCCGAAAUAAAACGGCAUCCUGAGCCUUUGCCUACAGUGACGCCUGAGAAGGUUUCAGAGACAGAAGAUCACAAUGAAGCUUUGUCCAUCAGUAAUGAAGCCGAACUGUCAAAUAACCUUCCUGGAGACGACCUGGAUGAAUGUCUGCUCUAUGGUGGGGAACUCUGUCAGCAUUUGUGCAUCAACACCGUGGGGUCCUACAAGUGUUCGUGUUUUCCAGAAUUCACUUUGCAGGAGGAUGGAACUAGCUGCUCUCCAGAUCCUGACAGGGCACAGGUGACAAGGCUGGAAGCAGAAGCCACCGUCCCUCCGCCAGCCUCUCCUUCUCAGCCUCUUCUCAUCGUGUCCUUACAAGAAGAGCUGGAUAAGUGUAAAGAUAAUGGCCCCUGCAAGCACAUCUGCAGCGUUGUGGAAGGAAACGUUGUGUGCUCUUGUUUGUCUGGAUACACGAUCAUGGCUGAUGGGACUUCUUGUGAAGAUGUGAACGAAUGCGUAACAGAUACGCACAGCUGCCAGCGGGGAGAGCACUGCGUCAACACCGUGGGGUCCUUCAGGUGUCUGCAGGAGCUGAGCUGUCAGCCCGGGUAUGAACUCAAGGAUGGAGAAUGCGUUGAUAUUGAUGAAUGCGAGAGAGGAACUCACAGUUGUAAAGUAAACUUUGUUUGUCAGAAUACAGAAGGGUCGUUCUACUGCGAGUCAAAGCAGCGCUGCAUGGAUGGGUUUUUACAAGACCCUGAGGGAAACUGUGUUGAUAUUAAUGAAUGCACAUCUCUCCCCGAGCCGUGUAAACCAGGAUUCAACUGCAUCAACACCGUCGGGUCUUACACCUGCCAGAGGAACACGCUGACGUGCAGCAGAGGCUACCACUCCAACGAGGAGGGGACCCGAUGCGUCGACGUGGACGAAUGUCAGACUGGUGUACACCGCUGCGGCGAAGGGCAGAUUUGUCACAACCUCCCCGGGGCUUAUCGCUGCGACUGCAAGAUGGGCUAUCAGUACGAUGCGUUCAGCAGGAGCUGCAUCGAUAUCAAUGAGUGCUGGAAUUACCCUGGCCGCCUGUGUCAGCACACGUGUGAGAACACCCCUGGCUCCUACCACUGCACUUGCUCUUCUGGUUUCCGCCUCUCUUACGAUGGGAAGCAUUGUGAAGAUGUGAAUGAAUGCGAUACUAGUCCCUGCAGCCAGGAGUGUGCCAACGUCUACGGUUCCUACCAGUGCUACUGCAGACAGGGUUUCCAGCUGGCAGAAGACGGGCAUUCCUGUAAAGAUAUCGAUGAGUGCACGCAGAGCGCAGGCAUUCUUUGUACUUUCCGCUGCGUGAAUGUUCCUGGCAGUUACCAGUGUGCUUGUCCCGAGCAGGGAUAUACCAUGGCAGCAAAUGGAAGAACCUGUCGAGAUGUCGAUGAAUGUGCAAUAGGAACCCAUAACUGCUCAGCUGCAGAGACUUGCUACAACAUCCAGGGCAGCUUCCGCUGCCUGUCCUUCGAGUGCCCUUCCAACUACAGAAAAGUGUCUGACAUGCGGUGUGAACGAAUCAGUUGUUUUAAUUACCUGGACUGCCAAAACACCCCGGUGCGCAUUACCUAUUACCAGCUGAACUUCCAAACCAAUAUCGUGGUCCCAGCUCAUAUUUUCCGUAUUGGACCAUCGCCUGCCUACGCUGGAGACAACAUAAUCCUCACCAUCAACAAGGGGAACGAGGAGAACUACUUCAGCACGCGAAGGCUGAACUCGUACACGGGCAUCGUCUACCUCCAGCGACAAGUCAAAGAGCCUAAAGACUUUUUGUUAGAUGUUGAAAUGAAACUGUGGCGUCAGGGAACGUACACUACUUUCCUUGCCAAAAUUUACAUUUUCAUCACAGCUCAUGCGUAUUGAAGCGUGUAUUGACUUGGAUUUUAUUGGUGCUAUGCUCUUUAACUGCUCUACCAAAGCUUAAUACUGUUGAACUGGCAUUUAAUGUAUCUAGCCUUUAUAUUAUUUUUCUAUCAUUGCUUUAAACUUUUUUAUUGGUUGUGUAAAUUAAGUUAAUUUUUAUCGUUUUGUUUUGUUUUCUUAUGUAAUUCUUUACAUCGUCAUUUGACAAUGAGCGUAGGAAGGGUUAGAAAGACAGUACAUGCGUUGUGUUAAGUGCUGGAACCUUUUCUUAGGAAUUAUUUUUAGGUUUAGUCACAUCUGCACCAGAGAGGAAAGAUGUUCACUUGGGAGCAAUGGGUUUUGCCACUAAGGGAAAAAACCUUGAGCAGUUUCUCUUUAUGACACAAAGUUCUGGUCCGGCUCAGCGCCGGCCCCCACUGAGGUUCCUCUGUGUGGAGACGCGGCGGCGAUGGCCACACGUGGACGCUGAUGGUUGGCUCACCUCAUCCUAUCGGGUUCUUUUCCUCCUGCCAACUUUCAUAAUAUGUUGCCUAAAAUAUAUAUAUAUAAAUAAAACUCCACCAGUGAAAAA
Messenger RNA from Columba livia (rock pigeon), 4703 nucleotides. RefSeq names its product fibulin 2 (gene FBLN2). Bases 539 to 4132 code for a protein of 1197 amino acids. NCBI's taxonomy places the organism in Eukaryota, Metazoa, Chordata, Aves, Columbiformes, Columbidae. The record is from RefSeq and is a predicted model, not a curated record. The transcript is spliced from 17 exons. Gene Ontology annotation, molecular function: calcium ion binding. Gene Ontology annotation, cellular component: extracellular region.